AUGUGCCUGCCAUGCAAGGGUGCCUUGUAUGUGCCGCAAGCUGCUCCUGGCUGGCUGAAAAUUGUGAACAACACCCUCCCCAAAAUAAGUCUGCGCUCCCUGCCAGGCUUUGGGCACCAGGUGGGCUUCAACACCCAGCUGCUGGUCGAGGGCACCAGUGCGCUGGGCAGGGCGCUCUGCGUGCAGGUGGAAGCUGAUGUGGUCAUGCUGGUCCAGGACAAGGGGGAGGCUCUCCAGAACCAUAAAGACUGCAAGACUGUUGACAUAAACAUCCGUGUGAGACCCAAAGUGCCACUUCUGGAUCAGCCUUUAACACGCUUGCUUAGCGAUGCCCUGCGUGAGGUGGCGUGCUACAUCGUGAGCGCCGGGCUCAACGUGGUGAACGCUGUGCUCGGACCCAGGACCCUUGCGCUCCCGCUCCAGGCUUUGGGAGAGCUGCCCCCCUUUUCCAUCAUCAGCGGCGAUGCUAUCCAGCUGGAUCUAAACCUCCUCCUCGGGGACGCGGAGGGCGGCGUGGUGGCCUCCACCCGGGGAUUGCCACUCGCCACCACCCUGCUGCUGACCACCGGCCACCCACCGCGGCUUGGCCUCUCCCGGCGCACCCUCGGUGUCCUGCUGGAGACGGUCUGGGAGCAAGGAGCCUUCAACCUCAACAUCACCAACUCGAUGCUCGCCAAGAUCCUCCCCGGCUCUCUGCCGCUGGAGCUGCACGUGUGGGUGGCCAGGGAGCCAGUGGUGGCCGUGAGGGACCGAAGAGCCACUGCCACCCUCAAAGCCUCCAUCGACGUCUUCAGGCCCCCACCGCAGUCCUCCCAGGAGCCCCUCUUCUCCCUCGAUACGGACAUCGUUCUGAACAUCAUCCCAUCGGUCUCUGACGGCAAACUGCGAACCUCCCUGGCUCUCGACAGCAUCAACCUGACACGGGCAGCCCCGAGACUCGACCCUCUCAGUGUAAGUGCACACUGCUUUGGAUCGAGGCGCUGCAGCGAGCUUUUCCAGAGGCUCUGUGUAGAUGCCUUGCGCGUGUCAGUCCCCCUGCCCAACAUUCUCAACACCAGCCUCGGGAACGCCAAGAUUGACAUCGCCGACGUAGAUGACUCUCCCGACCAGACCGCUCUGAAAAGAUCCUGCUCGGGAGGACUCUCAGCCCUGCUCGCCGUCUGA
Messenger RNA from Cariama cristata (Red-legged seriema), 1164 nucleotides. Its product is annotated as BPI fold-containing family B member 4-like. Gene Ontology annotation, molecular function: lipid binding. The transcript is spliced from 12 exons. Lineage: Eukaryota; Metazoa; Chordata; Aves; Cariamiformes; Cariamidae. The coding region runs from base 1 to 1164 and encodes 387 amino acids. The record is from RefSeq and is a predicted model, not a curated record.